Molecule: messenger RNA, 1203 nt
Organism: Tauraco erythrolophus (red-crested turaco)
Lineage: Eukaryota; Metazoa; Chordata; Aves; Musophagiformes; Musophagidae
Source: RefSeq, a predicted model, not a curated record
AUGGCUAGCAGGAGCCAGGACCGGAGCCUGCGAGAGGAGCUGACAUGUGCCAUCUGCUGCGAGCUCUUCAGCGAGCCUGUCAUGCUGGACUGCAUGCACCACUUCUGCAAGGCCUGCAUCCAGGGCUACUGGGCGAGCUCUGCUCGUGUCCCCUCCUGCCCCCAGUGCCGCCGUGAGUUCCCCAGCCGAGCUUUCCGCACCCACUACCUGGUGUCAGGGGUGGUGGAGAAGGUGCGGCGCUGUGGUUCUGUGGAGCACCAGCACAAGAUGCAGAAGCACCUGGAAGAUGCUUUGCAAGGUCGUCGGAAGGAGAUGGAGAACUUUUUGCAUCGGAAGCGUGCGAUGCAGGAAAAUAUCUGCAGCCUGACGAAGGUGUCUGGGGAGCUGAACUUCAAGAUCCGGGCAGAGUUUGCCCGCCUUCAUCAGAUCCUGGAGGAAGAGGAGAGAGCUGUACUGGCAGAGCUGGGUGAAAAGGAAGAGCAGUCGCUGGCACGGCUGCACCGGGACGUCCGCUGGCUGGAGGAGGGGAUGUCAGUGCUGCAGAGGGACAUAGAGCGCAUAGAGCAGACCCUGAGCAAGAUAGAUGAAGUAUCAUUGCUGGAGGUGGAGAGCCUGGAUAUCAGGCCCUCGGUGUGCGUUGAGACCCAGCCUGCCUUUGACCUGCAGCACUACAGGGACAGCCGCAGCGGCCCCUUGCAGUACAUCUUCUGGAGGCAGAUGCUGCAGUCCAUCUGCCCCGCUCCUGCCCCACUUACUUUCGACCCUGAGUCAGCCCACCCCAACCUGGUCUUCUCCAAAGACCUGACAGCAGUGACAGAGAGGAAUCGAGCCCAGCCCGUCCCCAGUAGUCCCCGGCGCUUCCGUCAGUGCGUCAACGUCCUGGGCUCACAGACCUUCAACAGCGGCCAGCACUACUGGGAGGUCUGGGUGGGCAGGAAAACCAAGUGGGACCUGGGGGUGACGGAGUCUUGGGCCACUGCCACCCCCUGGGUGCGCCUGACUCCCCGCCGGCCCCCCCAGAAAAUCGGGGUCUUUCUGGACUGCCAGGAGGGCACUGUCACCUUCUUUGAUGCUGGAGACAUGUCCUACCUCUUCACCUUCCACGAGGUCUCUGCGGAGAGAUACUGCCCCUUCUUCAGCACCUGCUUCAGCGAUGGGAGAGUCAAUAUAGAGCCCAUGCGCCUCUGCCACCUGGCCCUGUGA